AUGGCCUCUCUAACUCCAGGCAUCCUCCUAAAACUCCUCCAAUCGAUGAACUCCUCUGCCCGCGUCACCGGCGACCACCGCUCCCCUCUUCUCCAAGUGAUCGGCAUUGUCCCCGCUCUCGCUGGCUCCGAUCUCUGGCCUAACCAAGGCUUUUACGUCCAACUCUCCGACUCUCUCAACUCUACCUACGUCUCCCUCUCCGAACGCGAUACCGACCUCAUACUCACAAAUCGCCUUCAGCUGGGUCAAUUUGUUUACGUCGAUCGCUUCGAUUUCGAUUCUCCUGUCCCUAGGGUUUCUGGAAUCCGCCCAAUUGCUGGCCGCCACCCCUUUGUAGGUACUCCAGAACCUCUCAUUACCCGCAUUUCAGCUUCCAAAAGAGAAUUUGUGAUUCAACCUGUCGCCGACUCCGAAUACUCUGUGGAUCCAAUUGCCGUCUACUUAUCCAACAACAAAAAAUGUGAGGACUUUCCAAGAAAUGAUCAAAAUAAGAAAGUUGAGGUGACUGCUAAAGUUACAAGAAAAGCGCUUGCGCCUCGAGAUAAUGUGAUGGUAGAUGAAAUUGGUACAGGUACUAAGACUGGUUCGGAUAAGGUUCCGCAGAGAUUUUCAUCUCCGGCUGCAGCUAAGAGAUCUGUUUCGGCUGGGAAGAAAAAUGCCGCUUUGGUGGAGAGGGACCCUUCUCCUAUGGUCAAAGGGAAGAGAUCAGCAUCUCCAGUGCCGUCCAAAUGUGUGGUUCCGAGCCUGGUGUCUGCCAAGGAGGAAAACAGGAAAGUUGCAAGGGAGCCAGCAAUUAUUGUUCCAUCUAGAUACAGGCAGCCAUCUCCUAAUGGCAGGAAGCAGCCUUCUCCCAAUGCUCGAAGGGCUUCCCUUUCUCCGGGGAGGAGGCUUUCUGGAGUGAAGCUGUCGCCCGCCGUCUCGGAUUCUGCUGGAAAGAAAAAGAUUGCAAAUAUUGUCGCCGGGAUUUCAAAAGUUUCGGAGGCCCUUGUCGGGUCUGCAAAGAGUAGUAGGAAGAGCUGGGAUGAGAUGCCGGCUGUGGUGGGCUCAGGGGAGCCGAAAGACAAGGGUGAAGCCAAGAAGAAACCGGAUCUGCAAGCGAUUUUGCGGACUCAGGCUGCCCUGUCUAGACGUCUAAGUGAUGCAAACAGUCGACAAUCCAAUCAAGAUGAGACUUCGAGUAAUGAGAAAACAAAAUCUGGCUCACCAGAAGGGUGUCUAGAUAAGGAGAAGCCAACCUGUGGAGCUCUUGGAUUCACUGUACAUGAGAAGAAAUGGACUGAUGGUAGUGUUCCAUUAAAUGCAGUCUCUUCAGACCUUGCAAGGUUUGCAAAGGAGGCUAUGCAAAGAAGAGCUCUUGCUUCUACAGCAGCAGCUGAAGCAUUGGAGGAAGCAAUUGCUACUGAGUCUGUUGUUAGGAGUCUAAGCAUAUUUGCAGAACUCUCUUCUUCUUCCAAGGCUGGGAAUCCUCUACCGUCAAUAGAUCGAUUUAUCUCAAUUUACGAUGAUGUUGUAAGAUAUAGUGCAAUUGCUGAAUCAGUUGCUGCUAGUCACUGUUCUGAUCAUGACACUACAGCAACUGAGCAGUCAAAAUCUGCUUCUUUAUGGGUUGAAGCUGCCUUAGCUACUGAUCUAGAGAUUGUUUCCCUUCUAAACAAUCAGAAUAAUGGACCUCCAACAGCUCUUCCAAGAAGUUUGUCCAGAAGACCCUCUCUAAAGGCUAGCUCGUUACCAACAUCUGAUCCUGUAGUUGGGGUUUGGACAAGGGGCUAUGGAAUGAAGGAAACAGUAGAACUUGCUUUGAAUUUGCAGUCUGAGAUGCAAAUGUGGUUUGUAAAGUUCAUCGAGGAGUCCCUAGAUGCAGGUUUUCGGGUGUUAGGGGAGUGUGCUAAUAAUGGAAGUAAAUCAUUGCCUCUUAACUCUAGCUCAGUUGCCGCUGUUCUGUCCCAGUUGAAGAGGGUCAAUGAAUGGUUGGACCGUGUUGCAUUGAAAGGAGAUGAACUUCUUACAGAAAAGAUUGAGAAGCUGAAGAAAAAAAUUUAUGGAUUUGUUAUUCAGCAUGUUGGAACUACAUUUGAUAACUCUAUGCCGGUUACUUCAUCUUGA
Molecule: messenger RNA, 2103 nt
Organism: Dovyalis caffra
Lineage: Eukaryota; Viridiplantae; Streptophyta; Magnoliopsida; Malpighiales; Salicaceae
Source: the annotation of a GenBank genome assembly